This is a messenger RNA of Acanthosepion pharaonis, 969 nucleotides long. The record is from the annotation of a GenBank genome assembly. NCBI's taxonomy places the organism in Eukaryota, Metazoa, Mollusca, Cephalopoda, Sepiida, Sepiidae.
AUGGGAACUUUUUGUUUUUCCUUUACUGAAAAGUUCAAUUUGAGCUUUCAUUUUUUGAGACGUGCUGGGGACGGAGAUACUGGAGUCCUAGAGGGAGAAGAGAAGCUCUUUGCCUUACCUGUCUUCGUUUAUUGCUGGCAAAAAGGGCAAGAUUGUCUUGGUAAAUUCCUUUACUUUCUCUGCCCUGCUUCGCCGUCUUCUUCCUUUUCAUUCUUUCUUUUUUGCUUCAUCCCCACUGUUCACGCUGAAGCAUUACUCCCAUCACCUUCUUGCUAUGGUCGCUGUUACGUUAGCUGCCGUAGCCACGACUGCUACUGUGUGUGUGGCCGUUGUUGUUGUUACUGCUAUUUUUGUUUUUUUCUCCCAUUCCUUCUGCAGGUGGUUCUUCGGAGGGGGGAAGACUGCUUCUUACCAGGAAUAUCCUGCUGGGGAGUGGUAGGAAACCUUUGUCCCCUUUCUCACCACCAGUUUACAACCAUCAGUGGCAUUCUUGGGCUUCUCAGACCCCACCGCUUCCUUAGUUGUUUCUUGUUUGGACUGUGGUCCGGAAUUCCUACGUCCUUGGACAAAUGUCCCAUGUCCGUUUCCUUCUUGUCCAGCAGGAUGUCCUACAUAGCGUUGCUUCCUUUGCACAAUACCCUUACUGGGAUGCUGAGGCUCUUCAGGGCAUCUUCAAUGGUCUCCCUGCUAACUCCAAAAACUUCAUGGUGCUUACAUCUGUUGUUAACAGGGAGACAGUUCUCAUUGCUACUGCCUCCAGGACCGAGGAUAUCGACAAGAGCUCAUUACCGGAAAUGGACUCUUAGGACUGCCCUUGUAUCGUCGCCAAAUGUGUGGCAUCCUUUUUCCCGUUUAUAUUCCAAAUUAACUCUUUUCUUUUACCUGUGUCACAUAGUGUCACAUCUCUCCCUUAUCCUUUCUGUCAUUUACUUGUAUAUGCCAUCCACCCCCCCCCAGUGGUGUAGCUAG